This is a messenger RNA of Necator americanus (New World hookworm), 3558 nucleotides long. RefSeq lists its product as uncharacterized. The transcript is spliced from 29 exons. NCBI's taxonomy places the organism in Eukaryota, Metazoa, Nematoda, Chromadorea, Rhabditida, Ancylostomatidae. The coding region runs from base 1 to 3558 and encodes 1185 amino acids. Gene Ontology annotation, biological process: endoplasmic reticulum unfolded protein response; regulation of canonical Wnt signaling pathway. The record is from RefSeq and is a predicted model, not a curated record. Gene Ontology annotation, molecular function: ATP-dependent protein folding chaperone; protein kinase A binding; ATP binding. Gene Ontology annotation, cellular component: cytoplasm; endoplasmic reticulum chaperone complex.
AUGAGAAAAAUAUGGCGCCAUAUGACGAAUACAACAUCAAAUAACGAAUCGAACACAUACUCGCAGCUCGCAUCGACAAAAACACCACCAACAACACCGGUAAUUCCGCCGGUGUCUGUUGUGCGCAACGGUAAUCCUGUGCUUUGUGACUGCGAUGUGAGAUCGCAGCUCGAAGAAGAAGCAAUCGCAGCUGUUCGAGAAUUUUCAUAUGCCGUGCACUCAGUUUGUAUUUCCGAAAUGCUCCCACGUACCAGUGAACUACUUUUUUUGAACCUUACAACAUUGGAACAGGUCACAUACUGUAUUGAGUUGACCGGAAAAGGCUGGCGAAUUGCAAGCAAUCGAGCCGAUUGUAUGAAUGGCGAUUUCCGACAACUGCAUAUGCAUACAAAGUACUUCGAAUCGCUGAAUCAGCUGCUCGAUACGGUAUCGCCGUCCUAUCGGCAGCGAUUCGGAGGGAAUUUGAACUUUGUUAUCAUCAGCCAAUUUUCUUGUUGUUACAAUGCCAUCAUUGCUUUAAAAAAACAUGCAUUUUCUAGUUUUAGAAAAACGGGUAAAAUGGGUGAUGUUCGAUGGCGGAUGCUGAGUUUGGCUGCCGUGGUAGUGUGGAUGAUCGCAAUGCCUGUUGACUGUUCAUUUGGUGCAAUGUCAAUAGAUUUGGGCAGUCAGUUCUUGAAGGUGGGUCUCAUAAAACCUGGCGUGCCAAUGGAAAUUGUUUUGAAUAAGGAGUCGCAUAGAAAAACACCAAAUCUGCUGUCUAUUCGUAACGGCGAAAGACUCUUCGGUGAUGCUGCUCAAGGUAUUGCUGUACGAUAUCCAUCCAGCGUCUAUGGACAUCUUUUGGAUUUAGUUGCAAAGCAUAUUGAUCAUCCAUCUGUAGAAAUAUUUCGCCAGCGAUUCCCUCAUUUGAAAGUUCAUAAGCAUGUCAACGAGAGUACCGUGGUGUUUCCUAUUGGAGAAACAAAUUAUCCGGUAGAAACGCUUCUGGCAAUGAUGCUGACAAAUGUGAGAGAGUUCACUGAAGCCUUUGCUGAGAUGAGUAUCCGUGAUGUUGUAAUCAGUGUUCCUGCGUAUUUCACUCAAGCAGAGCGAAUGGUCAUUGAAAAAGCUGCUGAAAUAGCAAAACUGAAUCUACUGCAGCUGAUCAAUGAUGGGACCGCGGCAGCGCUAAAUUACGGAGUAUUCCGGAGAAAGGAGAUCACUGAAAAACCACAAAGACUUCUGAUAUACGACAUGGGUGCUGGUAAAACUGUUGCAACUCUUGUAGAAUAUAAAAUUGGGAAAGUGAAACAUGGAAAAGAGCCAAAGGUGACUGUACUCGGAAUUGGAUUCGAUCGGACAUUAGGAGGAUUGGAAAUGACUUUGCGGUUGAGAGAUUUACUAGUUAGGAAGUUUAACGAGCAUUAUAAAUCCAAGAAAGAUAUUACCAGCAGUGAAAGAGCUAUGGCCAAACUAUUCAAAGAAGCGGAGAGGUUGAAACAGGUCCUCAGUGCUAACGUGGAUCAUUAUGCUCAAAUUGAAAGCGUUCAUGAAGAUAUAGACAUGCGAGUGCAUGUAACUCGCGAGGAGUUCAACAGCCUAAUCAGUGAUCUAUUAAGCCGUAUGACAGUCCCAGUUGAUCAAGCCCUUAAGAUGGCCGAGCUGACUUUAGAUCAAGUAGAUCAGGUGGUUUUGAUGGGAGCGGGUACUCGUGUGCCGAAAGUGCAAGAAGAGCUGCAGAAAUUCAUUGGAAGUAAAGAGCUGGGUCGCUUCUUGAAUACUGAUGAAGCCAUAGCGAUGGGGGCGUUAUUCCAGGCUGCUCAUUUAAGCAAAGGUUUCAAGGUGAAGCCAUUUGGUAUCGAAGAGUUAGUGAUUUUCCCUAUACAGGUGAAUUUCAUCAGUAAACAGAAGCAGGAGAACGGAGAAAUUGUUGAGAAGCCGAUCACGAGACACAUUUGCCAGCUAAAGAGUAAAUAUCCAACAACCAAAAAGAUAAUAACAUUUACCUCAUACACUGACGACUUCUCAUUUGAUCUCAAUUAUUCUGGUCUGAAACAUUUUAACGAACAACAGAUUCGAGAAUUUGACUCUCUUGUGUCUCAUCUCACUACGGUAUCCGUAUCCGGCGUGGGCAAAGCACUUGAAGAGAAACACAAACCGGAACAGACAGAAUUUGUGGGAGUGAAGGUUGCAUUCCAACUGGAUUUGUCGGGCAUUUUAAGGAUUGAAAAAGCUGAAGUUGUAAUUCAGAGAAAGAGCCAAGGAGUGGUAGAAUCUGGUGGUGAUGGUGCUGGUUUGCUGUCAUCAAUCACAAAGACUAUUUCUGGUUUCUUCUCUUCGAAGACGGAAGAAGGAGAACCUACGGAAUCAGACGAUAAGAAGGAUGAUGAAGCUGCGGAAACUGUAACGACGGAAGAAAAACCCACGUCUGCUGAAGAUACUCCAUCCAGCGAUGAGGAGAAGACAACAUCAGAGGAAAAGGAAACGAAAGCUGGAGGAAAGGACGAAGGAGAGAAGAAAGAGCAAACAGAAGAGAAGAAGGACGAAGAAAAGAAGGAAGGCGAAGAUGAAACAAAAGAGAAGGUUUCAAAAGAGAAGACAGAGAAGGGGAAAGACCCGCAGAAGAAAAACAUAACAGAAACUGCAUCAACAAAAGAGAAGAGCAAAAUUCCCGAAGUUUCCAAAGUAUCUUUGAAGACGAAACAAACGUACACUACAGCUCAUUUAAUGAGCAAAACGGAUGUUGCUGAAGCAAAGAAGAUAUUGGAGCAAUUUGAAAAGCGUGAACGAAAUGCUCGUGAACGUGCUGCCGCCGAAAAUGAGUUGGAAGGCUAUGCUUUUGAGGUUAGUCAGCUGAUGGAAGAGGAGUCCUAUAUGAAGCACUCUACAGAAAAGGAGAGGAAUAAGAUUACUGAACAGGUUAAACAAAUCCGAACGUGGCUUGAAGACGAAACGACACCGGAAACGAAAACAUCCGAGUUCACUAAGCGUCACAUGACUCUCAAGGGACUCGUUCGACCGAUAAAGAAGAGAGUCGAAGAAGAACAAACUCUGGCACCAGCUCUGAAUAAUUUGGAGUCAAUGUUAAACUCUUCUAAAAUAAUGGCGAAAAUGGGUGGUGACGACGAAAAAUCGCUAUUCAACAAAUCCGAUGCUGAAGCGUUUGGAAAGAAGCUCGAAAAGUUAGAGAAAUGGCUUAACGAGGAAAAGGAAGCGCUUGCGAAACGCCAACCGCACGAAGACCCUGUCCUGAUGACGAGCGAAGUGAACACUAAGCUGAAAUACCUUGACCGUGAGCUAAAUGCGUUCAUGAAGAAAAUGAAGCAGACCAGGAUUAAGGAUGUUGAGGAAAUGUUGAAGCAAAAGGAGGAGGACAAAGAGCAGAAAAAUGAAGAGUCAAAAGAAGGUGGAAAGAAAGACGAAGAGAAGUCGAAAAAAGAAGAGGAGAAGAAAGAAGAUAAGGCUUCGAGGAGCGAAGAGCAGAAGGAGCAAGAGAAGGCGAACGAGACACCUAAGGAAAAGAUGACCGAAGAAGUCGUUAAUGACACGAAAAAUAAAGCGGAUAAGGUAGAACUGUAG